Molecule: messenger RNA, 1114 nt
Organism: Coffea eugenioides
Lineage: Eukaryota; Viridiplantae; Streptophyta; Magnoliopsida; Gentianales; Rubiaceae
Product: transcription factor DIVARICATA
Exons: 2
Coding region: 88-783 (231 amino acids)
Molecular function (GO): DNA binding
Source: RefSeq, a predicted model, not a curated record
CCGAACAACGAUUGGAAAAAGGCCCGCAAGAAAGCCCGCAAAGGCAAAACAAAUAUCCAAAGCUGCAGCCAAAUAACAAUUCAGAAGAUGUAUAAUUCUCCUAACGAUAGCAACAACAAUACUAAUCAGUCGUGGAUGAUGUACAAUUCUGCUCCGCCGCACCCUCCUGUGGUGACGUGGACUAAGUACGAGGACAAGUUAUUCGAGCAGGCGCUGGUUGGGUUCCCGGAGGACCUUCCCAACCGGUGGCAGAAGAUCGCCGACAGGGUUCCCGGUAAAACGGCCGAAGAUGUGAGGGUCCACUAUGAGGCUCUGGUUCAUGAUGUAGGGGAGAUUGAGGCCGGACGAGUUGAGCUGCCCAAUUAUGCUGAUGAAGACGAGUUUUUCGGGUGGGGGGAGCCCCUGCAGCCGCCGCCUGAGUCGAGAACCCCUAAUCAGAUCUCUUUUGGGGCGUCUGGUAAAGCCAAGCAUGGUGAUGGCGAGCGUAAGAAAGGCACCCCCUGGACUGAGGAAGAACACAGGUUGUUUCUGAUCGGCCUUGAUAGGUAUGGUAGAGGUGAUUGGAGAAGCAUAUCAAGAAAUGUGGUGGUGACGAGAACGCCCACGCAAGUAGCCAGUCAUGCCCAGAAAUACUACCUUCGCCAGACUUCUGGCAAGAAGGAGAGGAAGAGAUCCAGUAUCCAUGACAUAACCACCCCUUUGGAGAGUAAAACAGUUGCCCCUCCAAGCAAUUUUCCUAAUCAAGCAGGGUACCAAAACUUCAGCUUUCCCGAGCAAAGAUGAGCAGGAGGAACUCCAUAUACAAUCGUUCUCUGUACAUAUAGUGCAUGGUUGCCUAGAAAUUUGACAGUCCUGACCUGUAAAGUUUAAUUCUUUGAUAGAGGGAUAGAUCAGGGUAUAUUUUGGCGUAGGUUUUUUCUUUUUCAUCCUCCUGGAAACUGAUGGUUGUAUAUGGAGUGUUCAUAGUUGGGGUUAGAUAUGGACGUUUUGGCAUGAAACCAAUGGUAGUUGAUAGCUAAUGGUAGUUUGAUCCUAGAACUUACCUAUGCCUUUAAAUUGGCGACUUGACCUGGCAAUACAGGAGAAAUAAUACGUUUCGUUCCUUUCACCCUUU